GCAAAAGAUGGAUCUAUUUUCCAUAAUAGUAUUGCUGCAGCGGUGGGUAGGAGAACAAUCAAAGUAUUGUUCAAAAAUGCAUUUCUUUGUUAUCUCGGUUCCAGUGCUUCUCCUCUCGGUUUUCUUCUUGUUUAAGAUCCAUAGAGUUUGGUCACCAUCAAAACUUCAUAAGCUACCACCCUCUCCACCCAGGUUUCCGAUAAUUGGGAACCUUCAUCAGCUAGGUACUGUAGCUCAUAGAUCCUUCCGAGAUCUUUCUCAAAAGUAUGGUCCCUUAAUGUUCUUGUACUUGGGUCAAUCACCGACUCUCGUAGUUUCAUCUGUAGAAAUAGCUAAAGAGAUAAUGAAAAACCAAGAUCUUAUCUUCGCAAACAGGACUCCUACUGCGGCUAGUAACGCACUUCUUUAUGGAAGUAGUGAUAUUGUUUUUUUCAUCUUAUGGCGAAUAUUGGAGGCAAGUGAAAAAGAUUUGUGUUGUAGAGCUAUUGAGUCUGAAAAGGAUUCAAUCGUUUAAGCAUGUGAGAGUAGAAGAAGUCGAUAUUGUGAUCAAUAAGAUAGCUAGUUCAUGUUCUUCAAGUGUAACCGGUGCACAAGUAAUAAAUCUUACUGAAAUACUGCAAGCUCUGGCAAACAAUGUACUUACAAGGUGUACUCUUGGUGUUAGGUUUGAAAGUGCUCAUGGAAACAGAUUCCCUAAACUGUCAAGUGAUUAUUUGGAUAUGUUUUGCGCUUUUAGUUUUGGUGAUUUCUUUUUGUCGCUUGGUUGGAUGGAUGUUGUUACUGGACUGCAUAAUAGGUUUAAGAAGGUGAUUCAAGAACUAGAUGUCUUUUUAGAUCAAUCCAUUGAUGAGCAUUUACUUCGUCACUCCGAAUUACAAGAGGAUCAAGGUCGAGAUCAAGAUAGUGACAAAUCAGACUUGAUGGAUAUUCUUAUCCUUUCUCAGCAAGAUUAUAAAACUAAUCUCUCUCGUAAUAAUAUCAAAGCAAUACUCCUGGAUAUGUUUCUUGGUGGAAGUGAUACAUCGGCAAGAACAAUGGAAUGGGCAAUGGCGGAGCUUAUAAAGAAUCCGGAAGUGAUGAGGAAAGCACAAGAUGAGGUAAGGAGAGUUGUGGGAAAGAAACCUAAGGUAGAAGAACAUGACAUUAAUCAAAUGGACUAUUUGAAAUGCAUUGUCAAGGAAACAUUAAGACUACAUACACCUAUACCUCUUUUAACACCUAGAGAAACAGCAAAGAGUACCCAGUUAGCAGGUUAUGAUAUCCCUGCAAAAACAAAAGUUUUUAUCAACAUGUGGGCAAUCCACAGAGAUUCUAAAGUAUGGGACGAUGCAGAAGAAUUUCUCCUGGAGAGAUUCAUGAACAGCCAGAUUGAAUUUUUUGGUCAAGAUUUUGAGUACCUUCCAUUUGGAUCAGGAAGAAGAGGGUGCCCCGGCAUAUCCUUUGGCAUUAAUAUUGUCGAGUAUACUCUUGCCAAUCUCUUGUACUGCUUCAAUUGGGAGCUUCCAGACGGUGAAAAAGCAGACGAACUAGACAUGACUGAGACGUUUGGUCUUACUGCUAGUAAGAAAACUCCACUUCACGUUGUUGCGACAAUGUAUGCAUCACCUCAGCCCAUUGAAGAAGCAGAUGGCCGUCGUAACAGUGCUCCUAACUAAACCACACUCCACAGUGCGCAUUCAGUUAACCACCAUACCAUGGUAUCCCUUUGUUUUGAAUGUUGUGAAUAAUACCAAAUGCUUCCGGUAAAUUAGAAAUUAUUUCUUUGUGUGAAUAAUACUAUAUGUAAAUACUAUCGGAAAACAGACUGUAAUUAAGGAAAAGUUGUGUUCACCCAAAUUAAUGGAGAUGCUGUUCCUGAGGAGGAAUAAAUAAAGGCUGGGCAUGGAGGGUGUACAUAUGGAUAAAUCCUAAGUCGGUAAUGGUUGCGCCGUGGAAAACCUUGAUAUUUAUUCUUAAUUGAGUCUAGGUGAGUAUGUGAUUUGUGACUUGAGUACGUUUUCUGCAAUUCUAUCUUCAUUAUUUAUGCUUUGUGUAAAGAAAAAACUUAAACUUGGAGUAUAUGACCUAGCAGAUGAGCCGCAAGGGUUGAGAAUUGAUCUACAGUGCGAAUGGAGUUUGGAGCAUAUAUUGUGAGGACACAGUGCGCUCAUAAUGGUUGUUUGUGGUCUAUGUACCAUCAGCUGAUAGCAUU
Messenger RNA from Papaver somniferum (opium poppy), 2191 nucleotides. RefSeq names its product cytochrome P450 71A1-like. Gene Ontology annotation, molecular function: iron ion binding; heme binding; oxidoreductase activity, acting on paired donors, with incorporation or reduction of molecular oxygen. The record is from RefSeq and is a predicted model, not a curated record. The transcript is spliced from 2 exons. Bases 408 to 1655 code for a protein of 415 amino acids. NCBI's taxonomy places the organism in Eukaryota, Viridiplantae, Streptophyta, Magnoliopsida, Ranunculales, Papaveraceae.